CCUAGUGUGGCCUUGUAGUUAAUUUUAUUAUUCUGAUAGCAAUUUAUCAUCCCAAGUUGUAACCUAUCUGUCAUCUAUCAUCGUUACCUUUACGAAGGGAUUCCUUGUUGCAUUCAACCGGAGGUUGUAGUUGCAGAGAACCCUGUGACGAAGACUGCUUCAACACUCUUAAUCAACACUUGGAACUCUUACGGUCUUCGGUUGAUCCCCUAGUGCCAAGUGCUGCCUUAAAUUUUCUUGGCUUUGGGGUUCGUCUGGGUUCAUUAGAAGAAUCAGAAUGGUUAAAAGUUAUGGAGGGCCUUGAUUUGCUGGAGAUAUCAUGUUGCCGUGUGCAGAGGCUCUUAAGCAUUUAUUUGCUUCCUUAUUGCGUUGCUUUGACCUUGAUAAGCAGUCAAGAGGCCUUGAAGAUCCCGAACUUCUUGCAAGGGAGACAGUCUUCAGUGUAAGUGAAAUAGAAGCACUUUAUGAGCUCUUUAAGAAAAUCAGCUGUGCGGUGAUUGAUGAUGGGCUGAUUAACAAGGAGGAGUUCCAGUUAGCAUUAUUCAAGACAAACAAAAAGGAGAGCUUAUUUGCUGAUCGGGUAUUUGAUUUGUUUGACACGAAGCACAAUGGGAUACUAGGCUUUGAAGAAUUUGCUCGUGCUUUAUCCGUUUUCCAUCCGAAUGCCCCUAUCGAUGAAAAGAUUGAAUUUUCUUUUCAACUGUAUGAUCUCAAGCAACAAGGUUUUAUUGAAAGGCAGGAGGUGAAGCAAAUGGUAGUAGCUACACUUGCUGAAUCUGGCAUGAACCUAUCAGAUGAUGUAAUAGAAAGUAUAAUCGACAAGACUUUUGAGGAAGCAGAUACAAAGCACGAUGGCAAAAUUGACAAAGAGGAAUGGAGAAACCUUGUUUUACGCCACCCCUCACUUUUGAAGAAUAUGACCCUUCAAUAUCUGAAGGACAUCACCACAACAUUCCCAAGCUUUGUAUUCCAUUCACAAGUAGAUGAUACUUGAAGCUCCAGUUUUCUGUCUGUUCAUCUUGCCAAAGAUUCAUUUGCUUGCAGCAGGCUUUAGAGUUUCCUCUUGAUUCCCUUGCUUUGGUCAUUAUAUUUCUGCAGGAGAUGAAGAUGAAGAGUGAGAGAUACCUGGUUUUGUGCAUUUGUAUUUAAGCGUGAAUGAUCCUGGAAAUACAUUCAUUUUUUUCUCUUUCAGGUUUAAUUUGUAAUUUGAAUUAUUUUUGAGAGGCAAGAAUGUGAUUUAGUGAAACUUCUUUC
Messenger RNA from Neltuma alba, 1254 nucleotides. RefSeq names its product calcineurin B-like protein 3. Lineage: Eukaryota; Viridiplantae; Streptophyta; Magnoliopsida; Fabales; Fabaceae. Gene Ontology annotation, biological process: calcium-mediated signaling. The coding region runs from base 320 to 994 and encodes 224 amino acids. Gene Ontology annotation, molecular function: calcium ion binding; kinase binding. The transcript has 10 exons. The record is from RefSeq and is a predicted model, not a curated record.